Molecule: messenger RNA, 714 nt
Organism: Paramuricea clavata
Lineage: Eukaryota; Metazoa; Cnidaria; Anthozoa; Malacalcyonacea; Plexauridae
Source: the annotation of a GenBank genome assembly
AUGAUCCAAUUCGAAGAAAUUACUGAAGUAAUCAGUGGUGACAAGGCAGGUUCUUCCAGCAAGUUCGAAAAGAUCAGCUGCAACACGUUGCCCAUUUUGAAUGGACAUUUCAUCUCUCAUGUUGUAAUAUGGAGAGAUCAGAGAUGAUAUUUCGUAGGGCGGGUUUUUUUGUUCAGGCCAGCCCUGUUGGAUUACGGCUUUGAGGACAUGGAGAGACUCAUCAUUCUCGGUUUCUCGCUGUAUCUGCAGAAGUCUCUCCUCUGAUAUUGGCAGAUACUUUAGCAUGUUGAUGGUUUCGAACUCCGGUUCUCGUUGACCAGUUGUCUCUGGAACAUAGGCUCUGGAAAGGGUGUCUGCUAACAGCAUUGUUUUCUAACUUUGGUUCCGGACUUCGACGUUGUAUUUCUGUGGAGUUGGAAUGAUGCUCACGAGAAAGCAUGGGAUAGCGUGAAGAAGCUCAUCUCAGCUGCACCAGUCUUGGCAUACUACCAACCCACAGAACAACUGGAAAUCCAAAGUGAUAGCAGCCAAAGUGGUCUUGGAGCCGCUUUGAUCCAGAACGGACAGCCAAUUGCGUAUGCAAGCCGAGCUCUAACGGAAACGGAAUCUCGUUGUGCCCAAAUUGAGGACAUGUUAGCUGUCGUUGUCGCAGUGGAAAAGUUCAACGAUAACACAUUUGGUCGAAAGACAAUUGUCCACUCACAAACCUCUUGA